Mustela lutreola (European mink) is the source of this 924-nucleotide messenger RNA. Its product is annotated as basic salivary proline-rich protein 2-like. Bases 1 to 909 code for a protein of 302 amino acids. NCBI's taxonomy places the organism in Eukaryota, Metazoa, Chordata, Mammalia, Carnivora, Mustelidae. The transcript has 4 exons. The record is from RefSeq and is a predicted model, not a curated record.
AUGCCCCGGGGCUGCCUGGGGCCUGAGGAGGGGGAGGUGUUCCCGGCCUCUCCUCCUCCGGAGUCCCGGCCCCCAGGCCUCCAGCCCCCUCCUCCAAGGAUUCGGGAGUCUGAGUUCCCAGCCCCCGCCUCCUCCAGGAACCCAGAAACCCAGGCAGCCGAGGCGGCCUCCUUCUGGGACCCUGGCUCCUGGCCCCAGCCGUCCCCACCCUCCCGCCCACCAAUCCCGCUUUCCGCAGACUCACGGCUCCGGGGCUCCCGCGUCGCAGGGCAGGGGCUCCCCGGCCAGCCCCAAGGCCGCGCCGAGUCUGGCCCGCCGCCGCCCGCUCUCCAUCCUCUCCCCGCCUCUGCCGCCCGACGGCCUCUCCCCUUCCUCCCCGCGGCCCCGCCAUCCUCCUUCCCUCCUCCCGACUCCCUCCGGCCCGCGUCUCCGCCCGGGACCCCGCGGGCCGGCCCCCUCCCUGGGCGCCCCCGCCCCGGCCCCUCCCCGCCGCCGGCCGGGCCCGGCCAGCCUCCCCCGGCCCCGGAGCUGGCCCUGGUCCAGGGGAAAAAAUUCCAUCCAGCCCCGGGGAGGAGGCGCGGGCGGGGGAGGGAGCGCGCGGGGAGGCCGGCCGGGAGCGUGACGCAGGGCGGAGGGAAGGGACAAAAGGGGCCGGGGCGGCGGGGCGCCGCGCUCCACUUCUCCCUCCCUCCGCCUCCCGCGGCCGGCCCCGCUCGCCCCUCUCCGCUUUCUCCCGCGCUCUCCACCUCUGCUCCUUUGCCGUCUCGCCGCGGCGGCCGCCUCCUGCGCGACGGAGCUCUCAGUCUGAUGGAGGAGACAGCCCCCGACGCAGACAGUUCCAAUCCAGGGCGAUCGGGCCCAAAACAGGGCCUGGCACAUGGGAGGUUCCAGGAAAUAUCAUUUGGAUGAACAAAUAAAUGCUCA